This is a messenger RNA of Priceomyces carsonii, 2910 nucleotides long. RefSeq names its product transcription factor TFIIIC subunit (gene TFC4). The record is from RefSeq and is a predicted model, not a curated record. Gene Ontology annotation, biological process: transcription by RNA polymerase III. Gene Ontology annotation, cellular component: transcription factor TFIIIC complex. Lineage: Eukaryota; Fungi; Ascomycota; Pichiomycetes; Serinales; Debaryomycetaceae. The coding region runs from base 1 to 2910 and encodes 969 amino acids. Gene Ontology annotation, molecular function: protein binding. The transcript has a single exon.
AUGAGUUCUACAAACUUGUUUGAAUCAGGGCUUGAAAACGGAUAUCCAAGUAAAGGGACAAAUUCUGAAAGCGACCAAGAAGUAGAUUUGCAAUUGAGCUCAGAUGAUGAGGUUGGAAACUUUAUUGAUGAUAUGGAUACCGAUAGAAGUGGCGAUGAGAACGAAGAAGAUCAGCUUCUAUUCACAUCAUCUGAGAAUGAUGAUGAUGAAAAUAUUGAGGAUGACUAUGAUGAAAAUUAUGAUUUUAGAGAUGCGCUUCGGAGUGCUGGUAACUUUCGAGCUAGGAAUAAAAAAAGGAUAACUACUUCAUCAAAAUCAUAUUGGAGGCGAAAGAUGAUCAAAAGCUCUAAUAGAGAACUAGAUCCAGAAGUUCGUAUCUACCUUUCUCAGGCAAAUGAAGCUUUUGUCAGAAACGAUUUUCUGGCUGCUUCAAAUUUAUAUUUAGAAGUCAUCAAAAAGGAUCCCAAGAACUUUAGUGCUUACAAGACUUUGGGCGAAAUAUAUAAGCAGCAGGGCAAAUUAAAUGAAUGCUGUAGUUACUGGUUACUUGCAGCUCAUAUAAAUCCGUGGGAUAGUCAGUUCUGGGCUAAUGUGGCAGAAUUGAGUACAGAUUUAGGUCAUAUUGAUCAAGCAAUAUUCUGUUAUAGCAGUGCGAUUCAACAUGAUCAUUCGAAGAACAUGAAGUACGUACUUGAUAGGGCACUAUUAUACAAGGAAAAAAAACAAUAUGGCAGAGCCUUGGAGGGUUUACAAAAGGUGCAUGAUAUGUUCCCAACUGACACAAACAUUAUCAAGAACCUUGCAAGUGUAUAUGUCGAACAAAAGAGGUUAAAUGAUGCCAUCAAUUUAUAUAUGCAUAUUCUCGAUAGAAACAUAAAUCCUGGCUCUACUAAAAGACAGAAUUAUUCAAAAUUCGGAUGGGCAGAAUUGAACAUCUUAAGUGAGUUAUAUAUUCAACAGCACGAAUGGAAGGUUGGUGUCAGAAUUAUAAAGUUAGUUUCCAGAUGGAUUCAAAAUAGAAAAAAUGAAACAUGGUGGGACGAAACGGAUGAUGAUUCUGAGUUUGACAAAAGAAGGUUCAAUGUGCUUGAAAAUCUUCCAAAAGAGGAGCAGCUCGUAGCCCAAAAGAAGGUUUAUGACGUGCCCAUUGACAUUAGAUUUAAAAUGGGAAGCUUACGGUUGGGCUUAGAGCAGAAGGAUGAGGCAAUGCGACAUUUUCAAUUUUUGUUGGAGGAAGAAGAAGGUAUUGCCGAUUUACUUUUUGAAGCAGGAAGAGAAUUAGAAGAACAUGGAUUUUAUGAAGACGCAUUAACAUUUUUAACCAAAGCCGCUCAAAGCGACGAGCAGAGUGAUAGCACUGAAUUGACCGCCUUGUUAGGAAAGUGCUUUCUUGAAGUCGGUGAUUAUCAACAAGCGGCGCAAGCAUAUAAAUCAAUCCUAUAUGAGGACCCUUCCAACCUAGAUAACAAAUUAGCUUUGGCGGAGGCUGUGUACCACUUAGGAGAUAUAGAGUAUUCCGCGAGGUUGUUAGAAGAGGUCAGAUCUAGUCAUGGUAUCUCUGCUCUGCAGAACGAAAACACCAAUCAAAGAAUGGAAGGUGAUAAUUUGUCAUUGAUCAAAAGCAAGCAGAUGGUGAAGGCCCCCAAAAAACCUACGGAUCAGGAAAAGGUAGAAAUAGAAAAUAAUGCAAGAAGGAAAGUCAUGGAAAAGUAUCGAAGAAUGGAAAGACUCGAGGAGUCCAUUAUUCAUAAUGACAAGGUAGCUAUAACAGCCUGGAUGCAAUUAGCAUCUCAGUUAGUUGAUAUGUUCAUUAGUGUGAGAAGUUUUUUCCCUCGAGAUAAGAACAGGCUUUUCAAAGGAAUAAUUUUGUAUCGUCGGAAAAAACAGAUGGGUAUCGAUGAGAAAAUUGCUCGUAUCUUUAAUCUCUAUGAGGGGAUGUCUGAUGAUGUGCAUGUCUCAAGACUAUUCUUGACUUCCACGACAGAAUAUCGGGGGCUUACGUAUGAUCAAUGGUUUGUAAUUUUUGUGCAAUAUGCUAUCUUUUUGUUCAAGUUUGAUAAUAACCAUGAGUAUGCUAUUCAGAUUACGGACGUUGCCAGAAGCGUUAGCGUCUUUGCACAGGAUAAAAAGAAGGAAACUAUGAUGAGAUUGCUCCGAUUGUUGUUUGCCGUUCUGCAAUUUGAUACUGGCAAUGUUGUGAUGGGAAAUGUGAGGUUUUUCUUAUCCGCAAAUCAGUUUUCUUCUUUUAUAUAUAAGUUCUUCAUGUUUUGUUUUCCUUCGGGUCUCGAAGCUUGGGAAACCUUCACGAAUUACAAUCAUCAAAAGUAUUUUUUACGUCAGUUGAAGGCUUAUGACUCCGUGAUAUUGGGCAGAAAGACUUCUGGAAUGGCUACAAUUACUGCAAAUCUUGAGAAUACGCAUCUUACCAGGGAGCAUGCCGAGCUAUUAUACGUUUAUGCAAACUUGUUAGGAGGAAGCAGAAGUUAUGUCUCGUCAAUUGUAUAUUUAAACAGAGCAUACAAAGAAUACAAUAGGGAUCCGAUGAUUUGUUUAGUGCUUGGACUAGCACACGUACACCGAUCGAUGCAAAGACUAAGUAACAAUAGGCACUUACAAUUAUUACAGGGGAUCAGCUUUAUUUUAGAGUACAAAGCGCUAAGAGGAGAAAAUGCAACGGACUUUGAGUUGCAGGAAAUUCAGUAUAAUUUAGGAAGACUAUUUCAUAUGAUAGGAUUGACGACGCUAGCCGUACAACAUUAUGAGAAAGUAUUGGAUCUCCAUGACUCAUUGAAGGAAGACGUAGAGUAUGAUCUACUGGUUGAAGCAGCUUACAACUUGUCUCUCAUAUACAACAUCAAUGGUAACCCUAAUCUCGCAAAAGAUAUCACUAUCAAGUAUUUAACUAUUUAA